This is a messenger RNA of Melospiza georgiana, 9928 nucleotides long. It is a transcript of the gene SLMAP, whose product is annotated as sarcolemma associated protein. The record is from RefSeq and is a predicted model, not a curated record. Bases 936 to 3464 code for a protein of 842 amino acids. Gene Ontology annotation, biological process: protein localization to plasma membrane; single fertilization; regulation of membrane depolarization during cardiac muscle cell action potential. Gene Ontology annotation, cellular component: acrosomal membrane. The transcript has 24 exons. Lineage: Eukaryota; Metazoa; Chordata; Aves; Passeriformes; Passerellidae. Gene Ontology annotation, molecular function: protein binding.
CACUUCCCGGGGCAGCCCCCGCUGCCCGGCCCUGCGGAGCCGCCGCCGAGGGACGCACAACGACCCCACCACCGGCCGGAGCCGCCGCCGGGGAGCGACCUGUCAGGGCACCUCGCAGGCCGGCCCCCAGAACCCUUCCCACGCGCUGGUUUGUCCCCGGGAGAAGGCGAGUUGGGAGCCUCUCCAUGCCUUAUCAAGUUCCUUAUCUGAGCGGCUCCCAGAGGCUGUAGAGCAGUUCAGCUUUAUCUGGUGUAAGGGAGAAAAACAGUGUAGCUCUCGCACUCCAUCCUGUAUCGAGGACCACCUAUUCUGCUGGGGUUUAUCACACGAAGAUGAUGAAAUGCGGAUUGCUGGGUGAACCAUUAGGUCCCUGUUGUGAAACGAGGGCUUUGUAUUCGCCUUCCAGUUCCUGAUCUGUGCCGUGUGUGAGAGGACGCUAAUCUUUCUCCUUCAUCCCGCUUCCCUAAACCUUUCCUUGCUUCCAUGUUGCAUUGGUCAGACUUUUGGUCAGUGUUGUUUACGGAAGGAGGGGGGAAGAAGGCAGUUGAGGUUACAAACAAAAGUACUUGUAUGACUCAUCUACUUGGAUUUAAGACAUUGUAUCCUUCUUUCACGGGGCCUUUGCUUCUCUCAGAAGGAAUCAGAUGCUUUUUCCUAUUCUUCCAGACGAGGAUGGAUUGAAAGUUGUACGUUUUAGACUUUUUUUGGGCCACUGCUGAUAUUAUUAAAAGACAUAAUGGGACUUUUUCACUGGAUUAUUGCCAGAAUUAGUUUACACACUGAAACAAUGAGUUGUUAGGCCUCUCAUAUGAUAAUAUUUGUCCUGCUUUAAUAUAAAGUUGCUGUGGAGGUGUUUUUAAAAUUGCGGAGGACAGUCUGCAUCAGAAGAGGCUCUCUUCAUCUCUGGUUGGUGUGGCAACCACAAUCUGUCCUCGAUGCCUUCAGCCUUGGCCAUCUUCACUUGCCGCCCGAACUCCCACCCGUUUCAGGAGCGUCAUGUCUACCUGGACGAGCCUGUCAAGAUCGGCCGCUCGGUGGCUCGCUGCCGGCCAGCCCAGAACAAUGCCACCUUUGACUGCAAGGUGCUCUCCAGGAACCAUGCUCUGGUCUGGUUCGAUCACAAGACAGGCAAGUUCUAUCUUCAAGACACUAAAAGUAGUAAUGGUACCUUUAUUAAUAGUCAGAGACUGAGUAGAGGAUCUGAGGAAAGCCCACCAUGUGAAAUUAUGUCAGGUGACAUCAUCCAGUUUGGUGUAGAUGUGACGGAGAACACGCGGAAAGUGACCCAUGGAUGUAUAGUCUCCACAAUCAAACUGUUCCUUCCAGAUGGAAUGGAAGCUCGAUUGCGAUCAGAUGUUAUCCAUGCACCAUUGCCAAGUCCUGUUGACAAGGUUGCUGCUAACACUCCCAGUAUGUAUUCUCAGGAAUUGUUUCAGCUUUCACAGUAUCUACAAGAAGCCUUACAUCGGGAACAAAUGUUGGAACAGAAGCUGGCAACCCUUCAGCGACUACUUGCUGUCACACAAGAGGCUUCAGAUACCAGUUGGCAGGCUUUAAUAGAUGAAGACAGGCUGCUAUCAAGACUAGAGGUUAUGGGAAAUCAAUUACAAGCUUGUUCAAAGAAUCAAACAGAAGACAGUAUACGAAAAGAACUUAUAGCAUUACAGGAAGACAAACACAACUAUGAGACAACAGCCAAAGAGUCCCUGAGGCGGGUCCUUCAGGAAAAAAUUGAAGUGGUCAGAAAAUUAUCUGAAGUGGAGCGGAGUUUAAGUAACACAGAAGAUGAAUGUACACACCUGAAAGAGAUGAAUGAGCGGACUCAGGAAGAAUUAAGGGAAUUAGCUAAUAAGUACAAUGGAGCUGUAAAUGAAAUUAAAGAUCUUUCUGACAAGCUAAAGGUAGCAGAAGGAAGACAGGAAGAAAUCCAACAAAAAGGACUGGCUGAGAAAAAGGAAUUGCAGCAUAAAAUAGAUGAAAUGGAAGAAAGAGAGCAAGAGCUUCAAGCAAAAAUAGAAGCUUUGCAGGCUGAUAACGACUUCACCAAUGAGCGGCUGACUGCUUUACAAGUACGGUUAGAGCACCUGCAAGAGAAAACUCUUAAAGAACACAACAGCUUAGGCAUACAAGUUGACGACUUCAUACCUAAAAUUAAUGGGAGCACAGAGAAAGAGCACUUUCUUUCAAAGAGUGGAGGGGACUGCACUUUUAUUCAUCAGUUCAUAGAAUGUCAGAACAAGAUCAUAGAUGAAGGACAUCUAACCAAAGUGGAAGAAACAAAGCUUUUGAAAGAAAACCAAGCACGAGUCAAAGAAUCGAACGAUUUGUCUGACACCCUUAGCCCAAGCAAGGAAAAAAGCAGCGACGACACUACAGAUGCUCAAAUGGAUGACCAAGAUCUAAAUGAACCUAUUGUCAAAGUAGCUCUUCUAAAAGAUGAAUUGCAGGGUGCACAAUCAGAAACUGAGGCUAAGCAAGAAAUUCAGCAACUGCACAAGGAGCUGAUUGAAGCCCAAGAGCUAGCUAGGACAAGUAAACAAAAAUGCUUUGAACUUCAAGCUCUCUUGGAAGAAGAGAGAAAAGCAUAUCGAGUGCAAGUUGAAGAAUCCAACAAGCAAAUAAAUGCUCUGCAAGCUCAGUUGCGAAGGUUACAGGAAGAAAUUGAGAAUCUUCGCAAGGAGAAGGAGAAUGAAAUUUCAGCCACUCGAAAUGAACUAGUCAGUGCUCAAAAUGAGAUUCUGUCACUUCAAAAAGUAGCAGAAAAAGCAGCCUCAGAACGAGACACAGAUAUUUCUGCCUUGCAAGCUGAGCUGCAGACGGUGCGAGCGGAGCUUGACCGCUGGAGGAACGAUGCCUCGGACUAUGAAAAAGAAAUUGUCAAUCUGCAAUCCCGGUUCCAGCUCAAGUGCCAGCAGUGUGAGGAGCAGCAGAGGGAGGAGGCCUCUCGCCUGAAAGAUGAACUUGAAAAGUUGAAGGCAGAGUGGAUUGCUCUGGAAGCUGAAUGUGUUAAACUGAGGAAGGAAAAUACUUCACUUACAUCUGAACUUCAGCGACAAGAGAAGGAGCUUUCUAGCUCUCAGAAACAGAGUUUAGCACUAACCAGCGAUAUAAGUGUUCUUGAAAUGUCUCGGAAGGAACUUGAAAAUCAGAUGGGAUCAUUGAGAGAAAAACAUCAACGGGAUGCAGCCAGUCUGAAAACUCAACUCAGUGAAGCUGAAAGUCAAGCAAAAGAUUUUCAGAAAGAGUAUGAAAGAACACAGACUGUGCUCUCAGAGCUGAAGGCCAAGUAUGAGGUGGCUGAACAACAAAACCAGUCACUCACGGAGGAGCUCAAACAAUGUAAAGAAAACCUGAAGCUGCUACAAGAAAAAGGAAACAAUCCUUCCAUAUUACAACCCGUCCCAGCCGUAUUCAUCGGCCUAAUCCUGGCUUUCCUGUAUUGGUGUUACGGCCCAUUGUGGUAGCGAAAGAACUGCUCCUGGAAAGCAGAAACAAACCCUAGUAAUUGCUCUAUGUCCCUGGAGUCCUUAACAGAGCAUCUGCAGACAUGACAGGAACACGACCUGCUCCGGGAUCCCUGCAGUUUCAGCCUUGGCAGAGAUCAGUUCAUGCCUUCCUGUUUCAGUGCUCUGUGUGUGCCCGCUGCUGUGGCACUGCAAAGAAGAUGACUUUAUUUUCCUGCUGCAAAGAGGUUGAAAUCUUAACAUCCUGAACAUAUGGAAGGAGAGUUUUCUCUGACUGUCAAAAAUCUCAUAAAAUGUAAGCUGGGGGGAGAGGGGAGGCCACGUGCAUGCUCAAUGUUCAAGAAAAACUUAUUUGUGCUCAGUGUAAUGACAAUAUUUUUCAGUUGCAACUCUCCUGUGCAUAAGUUUAAUCUCCCUGCUGUGGACAGAGUGAGAGCAAUGAGAGCUACAUCACUUUUAACAUGGCCAGUUUUCUAAGAACAAAAGAAAUCUGUGUCAAGUAUGUGAUUUGGGUCAUUUUUGCACCUUUUUUUUUGGUCUGUGAUUCUAUUUAUGCCCUGGCCACUUCUUCCACUCCCCAGCCUUGAAAGAAAGUACUUGUGGUUGAUAACUAAGAGCAAAGAGACUGGUUUCCUAGAUCUGAUCUGAGCACCAUUGCCUUUAUUUAUGUAAACAGUGACAUCAUCUUCUAUUGCAGAACGGGAACCCUGAACAGUUACAGGAGAGCAAAUUUGGGAAGUGUCCUUAUGAGACAAGUAUGAUUCAUCCUCAGAUGUGUACAUUUAAGAAAGAUGCUGUAUCCUGAGUCAGAUAAGUUCUGUGAAUCUGACUUUACUCCAGCUCAAACUGUCAUGUAUUAGCAAAAAUUAAUCACUUUUUUUUCCUUUUAAACUAUUUGAAAAGUGGUGCUUGCAGCCUGCUGGGAGUGUUCAGAGCAGCAGACUCAGCUUUUUUGUCCCCUUUCAGCUUCUCCAGAAAUCUGCUUUUGCACUCCUCCAAAAGCCUUUUGUGAGUGGUGCCUGACCCAUCCAGUGACGGUAAGGGCUGCCUUGUUCCUGGGAUUCAGUGUCAGUCAGCCAGGGCAUGGUGUUCAGGGCAUGCUGAACUGCCAGUAAAGCACCUGGUUCCCUUCUGGGGGAGUUUGCUGGUGUUAGAAAAUCCCACCACAGCCAGGGUCAGUCUCUUCUCCAUCACACAGUGUGGGGAAAUAUGCAUCCUUUCUGGCCAGAGCUGGAAAAAGCAAAACCAUAGAGCACAGUAUGGCUGAGCUGCUGCCAGGGGUGAACAUCUGCUCUACAGCUUGUCAUUCAGCUCUUAAAGACAUCCAGUGAGCAGCCAAGAGCUCUGGCCUGGCUGGGUUCCUGCAUCUGCUUUGUACCUGAAUGGGAAAUCACUCUCUCCAAAGGGAAGGGUUGCAGAUUGGCAGGCUCCACCUCUGUGCCAGCUGCACAUGAGCAGCAAUGCAUGGACCUGCCUCUGGGAGAGAGAAAACCCUGCUUUUCCUCAUCUGGAUUUUCUGUGCCAUAUUCACGGAGAAGAACUGCUCCUGUAGUGAAUCACCAUGAGGGAAGUAGACAAAAGCUCCCCAUUUCCUAGCACCUGCCCUGCUGCAGGGACAUGUGUCCGUGCCUCUUCUUGCUGUUAGGAAGUGACUACAUCUGUGCUGGUCAGGCAGGGACAGGAGGCUGAAAGUUCUUUGGGUUGGCUUGGUUUGUUUGUUUGUUUAGAAAUUAACAAGUGUUUAGCAAGCAUUAGUGAUUGUUUCCAGUGAAUUUGCUUCCAAACUUGGCCUCGUAUCAUGGGACAGGCUGGAGUUAAAAGCUGUGGGACAUUGGGAGGUGCCAUGGCCCAGUGUCCCCCAGCCUUGUCCCAAACCAGAGACCCUCUGUCCUCUCUGAAUUGUUUCCUCCGUGAAUGAAGGCAAAUGUUGCAUUACAGGGGCAGGACAUUAUUUCCCCAACCUUCCUUGUCUAGAAUCUGUUGCCACUUUUCCUUGGCGUUAAGCCUGGGCUGGCUCAGCAAACCCUUGGUUCAGAUUCCUGAUUUCUCUGCUCUGCUCGGUGCCUUUUCCCAUUGUCCCCAUCAGCCUGGGCUGGCCCUGCCAAAGGCUCUGGUGCUGCCCAGCUGCUCUGGGGAGGUCACCAGCUUGCUUUUCAUGGCUUCUGCCAGGUUUCACUUCUCUAAUGCCUGAGGUUCACACUUAAAUUUGAGGAAGAUCCCAUCUGAAGGUGUUGUGGCUUUCCAGCUCCCUGUGGGAGGGGUGACUCCCUGAUGGCACUUUGUGCUUUGUUUUGAGCUUACCAAGUGUCUUCACCCUCAUCUCAAAGCAGCAGCUUUAUAAAACCAGCUGGCAGAAGGGAGAUGGUUUGGGGCAUCUCACAAACAUGCACCAGUUCCUCACUGGGGCCAAAUUACAGCAGGGCCCCAAAGAGAUGCUCAGUGUGCCCAGGGCUCAGGGCUGCUGCCCUGGCUGACAUGCAGGGCAAGCAGCUUUCACUCCUCCUGCUUCCAGGAAGGUGAGGAGAUUUGGACCAGUUUGGGAGAAGCUGAUGCUCAUUUGGAGAAGAUUUUGGGUGCCACCUUCAUGUGAUGAUUCUCAGGCGUAUCCUUGAGAUACCAUUUAUCCAGAAGAUUUGCUGUGCCUGGUAACUUUAGGGAUGUGUGUUUCUUGCCUGGUCUUACUAUGAUCCUGGUGAACCAUCUGGAAAUUUCAUCCAGUGAUUACUCCAGGAUCUGGAAGACCUUUUGUAACUACUAAUCCCAGAAACAGAUUUUUCCUUCAUCCUGUCUGUCAACACAGCCUUUAACUUAUUUUUAUGGGCUUCAGCACAUGUUUGAAGCAUCACUGCCUUAGGAUACAAUUUAUUUUUUCCAGAGUAUCUCAGUGCUCCUUAUAUCUACUUAUAGCACUUUCUGAGGAACAGCUGUUUUGUGGGUAUUUAUUAGGAUCUUCUGUGUCCUUCAAAACUUGACACAUCUGUUUCACACCUAGAACAGGACUCAGUGUGACUUAGCAUGCCAUGAACAAGAGAUCCUAGGAAAUUGCUUUUUGGUGCCUCGUAUUUUGCUGCAAAAAAAUUGAGUCAUGUUUUCAUUGGUAAGAUGUGAUAAAUAUUUCAUUAAAAAAUAUUGAUGCAAUUAAAGCAAGGGGGGGGGGUAAAGCAAAAAGACUAAUUUAAGAUAACUGGUGCCAUGCUAGAUUCUUGGUAUUUUGCCCCCCCUUUUUUUUUUUGUGUCUUGCCCUCUGGCUCUUGUUCACCCACCAAAAUAACUCAUGGAUGAAUUUUGCUGUAUGUGUCUUAACUGCUCUGGGAGGGAGUGGGAUAUGCAGGCAGGAAUCCUGUGUGCAGGAAAUGCUGUUUAAUGGAGUGCCAUCAGUGCUGGGGAUUUGGGAAGGUCUGUGUUGUCAUCCUGCCUGGAACCAUGGCCCUGUUUCUGCUAGAACAUAAGGGCCCAGGCAGAGGGUCAGAGAAGCUCCUGGAGGAGCCUGCAGGACACAUUUGCCAUGGCUGGAGCAAGGCAGAGUGAGGAGAAGAGGAAGAGUCUGUGUGUGUGUGCACAGCCCAGUGAGGGGCUCACUGCAGGUUUGCUGUGUGCCUGGUGUAGAGCACAGACUCCUUGUGUAAAGCCACCCUCUGCAAGCCAGCAGUGAUGCAGGGGGAGCUGCCUCCUUUCCUCUCUUGGUAAGGAAGAAUUCUCAAAAAAUGUUUUUACAUUUCUUGGGAACAACAGGAAAGCUUGACCUAAUUGCUGUUCUGUAUGCCCAUGGCUUCUGAAAGGCCCAGCAGGACAUAAAACCACCAGUUACCAGUUCUGAUUUUUGCCAGAACUUCAAAGUGUUUCCUUUUAUGCAGUAAUCUUAAAACUAGUCCAAGAAAACACUCAUACCAUUACUUACAUAUUCCAGUUGUGCCACCAAUACGGAAAUGUAAAUUAUUAUAUUUCCCACAGGCAAAGCUUCCAUCAUUAGUUCAACUUGAUGGUCUUCUGCUUGCUGGUAGGGAUACAGCUCCUUUCCAUGGGCUGAGAAAUGGCUGCAGCUCAAAGCUGAGCCAACAGGGAUGAUUGAUGGGCUAAAAAAUAGGACCUUAAUAUAGUAACCCAAGUCCUAUUUAGACUUUAAAUGUUUUUUAAUAUAGUCAUAUGCUUCUCUGGAAAAGAAGCUUCUCAUGCAUCAUUUAAUAAAUGUUUUGUUGUUAGACUGUUUGAGAUUACAGUUCCCAUCUUUAUCCGUUGUGCAUCAUGCCCAAACUUCAUCAGUAGAGAUAAAAGCUUGUGAUUAAAAGCAAAAUUAGUCAGAUAGGACCCAGUCCUAUCCCCUAAGUCUUAGUCACUUCUUGGAAGCUUUGUAAGCUGUGCCAGUGUGGCCUGUGUGAUCUGGCAAUGUGUUUAUUUUGUGAGCGAGGCCAUGGCACAGGGUUCAUUCAUGUGUGCUCAACAAGCCAUGGCUGCUCUGCUCCGGAGAUUAUAACCAAAUAAUAUCAAGGAAUUUUGAAAUUGAAAGGGACAUGGGUUGUUUUUUUUUUUUUAGUCAGGUUGUACUGGGACUUUCUUGCUAAGUGCAGUUUUGUGGGCAGAGUCUGAGGUAUUUAUUUUUUCUGCUGGAGUGACCUCCCUGCAGCACUGAGCUUGCAGCCAAGGCAAGGCAGGUUUGUCCCUUGGCCACUGGGCCCAGGAGAGCCCCAGCAGAUGCACCAGGUCCUGGCCAGGAGGAAGCCCUGGAAUGCCAAACAGCCACCAGGGCCAGCAGAUCCCAUCAUGCUCACAGUGGUUUCAAUGACUGCAGGAUGUGUGGUCAGAAAUGAAGAGGUUGUUCAAGAAUCAUUUAGAUGGAGAGAAAUCCUCCUGCUUAAGGAAAUAUCCUGCUGAGUUUCUCCUGGAAAAUAAUUUGAUGUGUAAAGUUGUAUCUUUUCCAGAUUAUGAAGGAUGGGAUUUAAGAGAGAAGUGUCUAAUUCUCCAAAUUUAGAAAGCAUGUGGGCCUCAAGCUCUUUUCCCAGUUGGAAAAUCUGCUGUUAAGAAAAGGAAAUAGAUUUUUAUAAGCAAUAUUUAAUUCAAGCAUUUGGCUAAUUCUCCUGCUGCAAAGCUUUUAGGUCAAAUUCUGAUUCAUUGAUGUGGAUCUGGAAUAAAAGGGAUUAUUAGAGGAACUGGACUCUGAAGUUAGGAAAACUUGGGUUUCUUGUUCACUUUUUCCUACUCAUAAAAUAUAUUUUUACCCUAUGUUUCUAUUUUAAGUGUUGUAGGGAAACUUGCUCCUACGUGUCUGUCUUUGCUCUUUUUCUGCCCAUUGUCAUCAGCUCUGCCAUGGGUGUGUUCCAUUUUUCUGUUGCAGAAAGGGAUCCUGAUCAUUCUGGACAUGACAUUGUUGUACAAAUGCUGGGAAUUUCUACAUUUUUUUUCCAUUAGGUUAGAGAAUGGAAAAUGGGUGGUUUAUUAUUCUUAUUACUCAUUAAAAGUAUGUGUUAAAACAGUGCCCUGUUUCACAAUGUGAUGUUCUGCAGUAGCUCAGGGCCUGAGGGAAGCCAUGUCCAGCACCUUCCUUUUGUUUCUACAAGUCUGUGUAUCCACAGAAGUGUGUGUUGUGCUCAGGAUUCCUACAGGGAUCACUUCUGAAAGCUUUUCAUCUGGCAUUAAGGUCAUUCUCCCUCUGUCUGUCCUUGCCAUUUCUCUGUGGUGUGUGUGACCCUCAGCUCCCGUUGUCCACAAUCCCACUCUCUCUCAGCUUCCAAAACCUUCCCAUUUCCCAGAGUGAGUACUCUCAUUCCCAGGUCUCAGAGACAUCAAUCCAAUGUCAUUUACAGUAUCCUGUAACACCAGUUGUGAGUGUUUUUUGUUUUCUGUGUUCAUAAAGCAGCUACAAUGAGUCUGUUGGAGGAGCCAGGUCUGCAUCCCACCCUGGCUCUGGUGCUGUGGAGUUGUGAUGGAUGUACUGCUUUCAGAAAUGCAGCAAACAGCAUUGCCAAACCCAGUGGUUUAUCUGGGGCCAUCCAUGUGCUCUGGGAAAAAUAGCUCAUCCUGGGAGAAAAGAAUGAUGGGGGGUUUCCCUCAGUUUCCAGUAAUUACUUUCAGAGUAAUUAUGUUGCUCGAAAGAAAGAGCUGCUGCUUGUCUUGUGAGAAAAAGGAGAUAAGAACAAGGAGGUUAAAUGUGACAGCUCUUUGGGAUACCAGCCCUGCCAGUGCUCCAGAGAGAGGAGAGCACAGUGAUGAUGAGCAAAUUCACCUUGGGGCAAGAAUUAGUCAGGUGGGAGGUCCCCACUAGAUUGAGGGUGUCCUGGGAGGUCUCCUGGAACAGGGAGAAAAGAAGGGGCUUGGCAAAGCAGAGGACCAUGUCAUUUUUCUCUCAGUUUUCACCAUGUAAUUCAUGCUUUGCUCUGUAAAGCACUGUGAUAUAGUUUGUAUACAUUAUGUAAAAUAAGUUGUAUUCUAUUAUAUUGAAGAAAUACAAAUAUAAAUAAAAACAAAGGAUG